Trichoderma asperellum CBS 433.97 is the source of this 801-nucleotide messenger RNA. RefSeq lists its product as uncharacterized. The record is from RefSeq and is a predicted model, not a curated record. NCBI's taxonomy places the organism in Eukaryota, Fungi, Ascomycota, Sordariomycetes, Hypocreales, Hypocreaceae.
AUGGAUCCCGAACCUCCAAGCGCCGUUGAUGUGUCGCGGCCCUCAGUUGCCCGGAUGUACGAUUUCUAUCUAGGUGGAAAACACAAUUAUCCUUCGGAUAGGGAUGCUGUUGCAGCAGUCAUAGAUGCAUACCCAAAGACCAUCGACAUUAUUGUGGAAGCUCGUCAUUUUUUGCGCCGCACAGUGCGGUAUAUGUGCUUCCAAGGCAUUGAUCAGUUCAUCGACAUGGGCUCAGGACUGCCUAGUGCAGAUAACACGCAUCAGGUGGCCCAAAGGGUAAACCCUAAUGCUCGUGUUGUCUAUGUUGAUAUUGACGAAGUUGCCGUUAGUUUUGGUCGACAGAUGCUCAGCGGAGAUCCUACAACUGCAUUCAUCCAAGGAUCAGUUCUCGAGCUGGAGCCGAUCUUGAACCACCCAGAAACUCGAAAGCUAAUUGACUUUUCGAAGCCGGUCGGUGUACUCAUGAUGGGAUUGCUGCAUUUCUUCUCUGUGGAUACCGACCAAGCCAUUCUUAAGGAUUUGCGAGACAAUCUUGCUCCAGGCAGUCUCCUUAGCUUUUCUCAUACAGUAUCAAACUUUCUGACUGAAGAGGAGAUUCGACAGAUCCUUGAUGCGUAUGCAAGGACGCCCACUCCUUUAAUUAUUCGGGAUAUGAGCGUAGUUGAACAAAUCAUGAAAGGUUAUACUGUUAUUGAACCCGGGCUUGUCCUAAUGCAUAAAUGGCAUAUGGAUAUAGCUGAAGAGGGAGAACCUGAAGCCCCUCAAACUUCUAUUAUGGUUGGAGUUGUGCUACGCACAUAG